Molecule: messenger RNA, 1328 nt
Organism: Phialemonium atrogriseum
Lineage: Eukaryota; Fungi; Ascomycota; Sordariomycetes; Cephalothecales; Cephalothecaceae
Exons: 1
Coding region: 348-1328 (326 amino acids)
Source: RefSeq, a predicted model, not a curated record
CCUCUGCGUCGUAUUUGUCGCUGCAUUCCCUGAUAAGCGGGCCAGCGUCUCUCACGUGGGUUGCUUCGUUCAACUAUCAAAGCUUAUCCUCAGGAAGAAGCUCAAGCGUUCGCAAUUACACAUUGUAUUCCAUCUUCACGAAGCCGAAAUAUCCGUCCUAAAUGCUAUCGACCUGUUGAAUAGACAGUCUGCCCAGACUCCAACGUCACUACACAACAGGCAUCGACAACUUGAACUCAUCGCAAACACAAUCCCCUCUCAAUAUCCCAAUCUCCCAUUCCAUCGCAUUUCGUCUCUCAUCUCUCGCCCCUCAUCUCUCAUCUCUCCCCUCUUCCCAAUCUCAAACAAUGUCCAAACCCAUCCAACCCCCCGCCUUCCCCGGCCUAGACGACGACGACGACGACGCCGACCUCCCCCCGCCCUACACCCUCUCUACCACCACCACCACCCCAUCAACCCCACUAACAACCCACCUCGCCGCCCUCCCCGCCCGCCUCCGCGCCGCAGCAGCCCACCACCGCGCCUCCCGCUCCGCCGACGCAGCAGCCCUCUCGGCGCCCCACGUCGCCGCCUUCGUCGAACGCCUGACCCGCCUAGCCUCCGCCAGUAGCAACAGCAGCGGCGGCGGCAGGGCGAUCCCCAUCGGCACCACCGCAGAGCUAGUCCUCGUCCCCGCCGCCGCCGUGCCGCGCGGCUGGGCCCUCAGCGGCGCCGCGGAGCGGAGGCGCGAGGGGGAGGUGGUGCGCGUGGCGAGGGUGGAGGGGCCUGUUCGCGGCGGGGGGGAGAAGGGAAGCAGCGAGAAGAAGGGCGGUGCUCCUGCUCGGGAUGAUGCGGACGACGAUGAUGACGACGAUGGGGACCACCGCGACGGUAGGCAGGACUUUGACGCGGCCACCGAGUUCGACGACUGGGGACGGUGGGGCGAGGGCGCCGGAGCGGGGAUGGACGACGAGGACCUGCUGUGGUGGCGCGACGAGGCCAUGGCCGCGGGGGCGGCGGCGCACCUCCGGCCGGGCGAGCCCGUGCGCGUCGAGCGGCGGCAGGUGCAGGCCGCCGUGGAGAACGCCAGGGACGGGAGGAAGAAGGGCUGGGGGUGGAUGCGGAGGAGGUCCGACGCGCCGGCGGCGAGGGCCGCCGCGGCGCCGCCUUUGGUGGCGAUGCCGGCGGGGCCUGCCCCUGGCCCUGGGGUCGCUGCCGAGGUGGAUGAGCCGGCUAGUAUUACGGUGCGGGCGGACGAGGUCACGUUUAGGAAGGAGAGCGAGCUCGGUGUGUGGGAGAGCAUGAACGGGUUCGCUAUCUUGGUCACGGUGAGGAUCGGGGGAACGUGA